GUCGUUCCGUGUAGCACCUGUUACCAUCCUGUCAGUGUCAAGUUGUCAACUAUAAAAGCGCGCCAAACCAGUUAAUUUGUUAUAUAAAGCAAAUUACAAAACAUGCAGUCUUUUUUAAAAUCAGGAAAAUUAGAUCCCUCAGAAAAACCCGGGCAAUCGUCCACAAAACCCACAAAGAAGUCUAAAGCUGUACCAUGGGUAGAAAAAUAUCGUCCCAGAACCGUUUCAGACGUCGUUGAACAAAAUGAAGCCGUUGCAGUAUUACAACAGUGUAUUACAGGUGCCGACUUGCCAAAUUUACUCUUCUAUGGUCCUCCCGGUACAGGCAAAACAAGUACAAUUUUGGCAGCAGCCCGACAACUGUUUGGAGACUACUACAAGGACAGAAUACUUGAAUUAAAUGCUUCAGAUGAACGUGGUAUUCAAGUGAUUCGCGACAAAGUGAAAACUUUUGCACAGUUAUCAGCCAGCGGAACGCGUCCAGACGGUAAACCGUGCCCUCCAUUUAAAAUUGUGAUUCUUGAUGAAGCUGACUCAAUGACACAUGCAGCACAAGCCGCUUUGCGACGAACUAUGGAAAAAGAGUCAAAAUCGACAAGGUUUUGCCUGAUUUGUAAUUAUGUGUCUAGGAUUAUUGAACCGUUAACAUCUCGUUGUACGAAGUUUCGUUUUAAGCCUUUAAAUGAGUCAAUGAUUCUUGAAAGGUUGACUUUUAUUUGUAAGGAAGAGAAUAUUCAAUGUGAUGAUCAAACUAUGAACAAAUUAGUUGAAACAAGUGGAGGGGAUAUGAGAAGGGCCAUUACCAGCUUACAGAGUUGUGCCAGAUUAAAGGGAGAAGGUGCCUCUAUAAAAAUCGAGGACGUUUUGGAAGUCACUGGGGUGGUCCCAGAUCAUUGGUUGGAGAAAUUUUUAGAUGUUUGUAAGGCCAGAAAUCAUAACCAACUUCAGGAAUUUUUAGAAGAAUUAAUGUUUGAGGCGUAUGCCGCAUCACAGCUGCUAGAACAGUUAAAUGAAUUUAUUGUUAACUUUGAUGGCUUCACAGAUAAACAGAAGGCACUCAUUGGAGAAAAGUUGGGGGUGGUGAGUUUUAGAUUGCAAGAUGGUGGAUCAGAAUUUGUUCAGUUGCUUGACCUAGGAUGUUCAAUAAUAAAAGCAUAUGGCUUGUAAAGUGCUGAAUUUGCGAAUUUUGAUAUCUUAGAAAUGAAGCGAUUUUUAAAUACAUAUAGAUAAAUGCU
This is a messenger RNA of Zophobas morio, 1235 nucleotides long. Its product is annotated as replication factor C subunit 4. The transcript is spliced from 6 exons. Gene Ontology annotation, cellular component: nucleus; DNA replication factor C complex. The record is from RefSeq and is a predicted model, not a curated record. Bases 103 to 1167 code for a protein of 354 amino acids. Gene Ontology annotation, biological process: DNA-templated DNA replication; DNA repair. Gene Ontology annotation, molecular function: ATP binding; DNA binding; ATP hydrolysis activity. NCBI's taxonomy places the organism in Eukaryota, Metazoa, Arthropoda, Insecta, Coleoptera, Tenebrionidae.